GUUGGUCCUUGCUUUCUCCCCAUCUCUAUCCGUACCUGUCUGUAGGUACAUUAGGUAUUAGUCAAGGUUAUCUUACUCAAGGUAUCUUACUCUGAAGUGUAUCUUUUUGCCCAUGCCCUUCACCAGUCUUUCUUUCUCUCUCUUCUUUUUGAAGGCUCUGCCAGGCCCAUACAACAAGUGUCAACUUCCACUGCCAAUCUCGGAGCAGUUACUCUCUCUCUCUUCUCUUCCCUUUCCCGCUCAUCCUUUGGGCGGGCACCCCUCGCCCUUCUCAUGCAGCUCGAGACCUUGCCCCUCCUCCGCCUUUGCCUCGACCGCCGAGUCCCAGACCUUGCCGUCUGGCAUGGGGCGUCUGGAGCCUGACGACUGGCCGGCCGUCAUGCAGCCAGCUGCCUUUUUCUCUAGCUCCCACUGGUGCCACAUGUACGACCUUUGUCCAAGUCUUGCUGCAAGGCAGCAUCUCUUAGCUCCAUUGGGCAUACUUCGGACAUCAUAAGUCCAUGCCAGUGUUCCGUCAGUCCUACAGUGAUGCACCAGGGAAUGCGUACUCGCCCGCCCCUCGCCCUAGAUGGCAGAAGUAUCGAUACGGGUAAGCUCUCCGACUCGAGUUUGACGUGUUUGUAACACUGGACGGCGCCUGUCAUCUGUGAAUCAUCACUCAUUAACCACAGGCCAUCCAUCGGGAGAUGAGCGCCUUUUGCUCCAAGGCAGUGUACAAUGAGGGUAG
Colletotrichum navitas is the source of this 727-nucleotide messenger RNA. RefSeq lists its product as uncharacterized. Bases 113 to 496 code for a protein of 127 amino acids. Lineage: Eukaryota; Fungi; Ascomycota; Sordariomycetes; Glomerellales; Glomerellaceae. The record is from RefSeq and is a predicted model, not a curated record. The transcript has a single exon.